AGUUAUUAAUUAACACGUGUAGCACGAUGGCUGACCCUUCUUCUUCAGUAUUUCCCUGUGGAGAGUUCUCAGAGUUUAAAGAGGCGCUGGAGGCCGCUAGGAAGGUUGAUGAUGGGAUUAUAUACAGAUUGAACACCUCAAUACCAACCCUCUCCUUUAAGAAUGAGAUCAGUGCCACUGAGAAAUGUAAAGGACUUUAUGAAGAAGUAAAUACGGUCCAUGCCACAAGAAGGACAGGUAUACAGUCGUGUAUUGAGUAUACUAGUACUAAGAUUGGAGCUUUGAGGAGUAGGAGGGACCAGGAGCCGUCCAAUGAUAAGGUAAUGAAGGACCUACGCAAUGAACAGACGAAACUAAGACUCAUGAAGAAUGAACUAACGGUUGAAGAUAUAGCGAGAGACAGAACUAUGAAGGUAUUUAAAGAGAGAUGCUGGCAAUCUUUCAAACCACCCAACUUACAAUGACUCAAUAGUUAUUAACAGUUAUUAAUGUUAUUAGUUAUUAAUAUUGUGUGAUUCAUAGUCAUGAUACCAGGUGGUGGGUGUGUUCAAUUA
Messenger RNA from Amphimedon queenslandica, 554 nucleotides. RefSeq names its product coiled-coil domain-containing protein 58-like. The coding region runs from base 27 to 464 and encodes 145 amino acids. NCBI's taxonomy places the organism in Eukaryota, Metazoa, Porifera, Demospongiae, Haplosclerida, Niphatidae. The transcript is spliced from 4 exons. Gene Ontology annotation, cellular component: mitochondrial intermembrane space; mitochondrion. The record is from RefSeq and is a predicted model, not a curated record.